Tuber aestivum (summer truffle) is the source of this 5182-nucleotide messenger RNA. The record is from the annotation of a GenBank genome assembly. Lineage: Eukaryota; Fungi; Ascomycota; Pezizomycetes; Pezizales; Tuberaceae.
UUCCUACGCCUCCACUUCUAUCACCCAUCUCUUUGCUCUCUCCCUCUUACCACAUACCCUAAGACCCCCCUCCCCUUCCUUGAGAAUAUUUCCACCCACCCCGCGUCGUCAAAUUUCUUUUCCUUUUUCCUUUUUCCUUUUUCCUCCUCCCUUAUACCGGUAUUGGCUCGCACCGGGUCUAUAACAGACCAGACCGUCCUCCCCUCCGUCCCGAACUCGCGAUUUUAAUAUUCUUGCCUCUCGCCUGCUUGUUGCUUGACCUUUGCCGAAUUGUCAAAUCAUCCCAUCUGGUUGCAACCCAUCCUUUCAGGCACCGUCCUCCUCGACAAAACCUACUGCCGACAUCACCUUUCCCCAGGCACCGGUCCAUAGUAUCGGUUUUGGGAUUUCAACCUGCGAGCAAUUGUGAUCAUCCUGCACACAUCGCGGCUCCGUAAGUCAUUUCGUCUUGCUGGGCGAAGCGGGAUAAGGGGGAGAGUCGUAUGUACUCCGGUGGUUCUAACCUUGUUGCUUGGUGCAGACUUUAUCCCCUCGUCACACUUUGAACCAAGUUCCCACGCUCCAAUCCACCCACCUUCUUCCAUAUUGCCUCAUCACUCUUUUCAGAAGGAAAGACAAGAAACAAAUCUAAGGACAGCUUUUAUUCCUGCUGGCCAGAGCUUUAUCUAUUCUUCUACGCCUUCAAAUUGGGCUACUCCUUUCCGCCAAUCGACAACCUGCUCUCAAUAAUUCGAUUUUCUGCGCUCACAUCUCUCCCACUUGAAGUUGAGGCUGGUCUGGUCUCAUUCAGAAACACGCUGGUUUCCGGGAGUUCGCGUCGCUUUCCAAAAGAACCGGAGGCAUCCGACCAAGGCGAACCAAUUCCGAGUGUAGGAACAGUUGGCCGCCAUUCAGGAAGGUGUUAACAACAAGCUGGUUUGCUAUCGGAGGACGGCAACGAUCCGGAGGCUGCGCGAGUCAAGUCGUAAGUCAGUCGGUCUGUGCGGAUUUCUAUCGAUCUCAACCAAUCCUCAAUCAACUAUUCCGCCCUGCACCGUUGGUCGAUUAUAUUGUGGUUUACAAGUGGCUCGAACGGUUUUGAGGUUCACGAGAAAAGCACUUGCGAGCGAUCAACAAGCUAUACAUCAGAGAAGGAAGGCAGCUUUUUUUUGAACCUGCAAAUGAGAGGGGGGGGCUUAUAACUUGAUUUUUUGUUGUCGAGGAAUAGACAGCGAAAGUUCUGUCAAAUAACUUUUUUCUCAUUGAACAGCGGAUAGGUGCGGUAACCUGGUGGUUGGGUUAACUAUAGGGAUCAUUUAGCAGGCUAAGGCUCUGCUCUCAUUAGGCUCGUAGGAUUUUUUCACUAGUUGGGUUAGACUCGCCAACUGGUGGGUAUCGGGCUAUUCUGACCUUGAAUUUUGACUUCGUAACGUUUGUGAUCUGCACACUGGACCGUCUGGAGGAGACUGGGAAAAAAGAAACAAAAAGAAGCUCAGUUUUGAGAACAAAAGGUGGGUACCCGCAGAAACCUCUAACAAGCGUCCUUUCUCUUCUCGCGCCUUUCCUUCAUUUUGUCUUGAUCUCCAGUUUGGAACCGCGGAGCACUCUCGAUUUGACGGGUUUAAGUUGCUGAUGAAAGGGUGCUUGGGGUCUAGGACAAACACAUUGCUUACAAGACAAUUUUCGGUUGCCUUGCGGUCUGAUUCGAGAGGGGCAGGAGCUCCGGCUAGUUUUGCCUCGCACAGACUGUCUUUCGCCUCCAGAAAGAUUUAAUCCCCCCCACAAAACACUUCGCGCACCACAAUUGAUCCCUCUUUCCGCAAAACCUCACUUCCCUUGUAAGCAUACUCUGAUACGAGCCACAGUGAUAUUCAUUAUCUCAUCGUUAACCCCUCAUAGCGUGCUCAAACCUUCCCGGGUAUUGGGACUUUAAAAGCAUCUCCCUUCCCGUCGACUCCGCCCUUCGAUUAUCUCUUGUUUUCAUCUUGUCGAAUCCUUUGAAGACUUCCAACCAAAUUCUAGAAUACGGAGAACUAUUUCUCCACACUUAAUAUGGACCUAACCAAUAUUUUGAACACCAAGGAUGCGGCCGCUGCAGCAGCAGGCGCUGCACCUUCACUUACUCUCCCUUUGGAGAUGCAAAAGAACCCCUUCCUGGCUAAUUCGGGUGCGCAUCCCCACAGUCCCGCUGCAUCAGACUUCAUCUCGGAUAGGGAAGGAUCACCUCAUUCAUCCACUUCGCCGUCGGCCUCAGAACAUUCACCUGGUGCCUAUCCAUUACCAAAUACUUUAGUCUCUCCGAACGGAUCAUAUCCAGGCGUACCCUCUGGCACAGUUAAUACAGUGGCACGAGGUCCUGGCAGGCCAUCAUCAGGGGAUCCUUACUCAAAGGCAUUCCCCUGCAGCGUAUGCAGUAAGGGCUUUGCACGCCGUAGCGAUCUCGCUAGACAUGGUAGGUUACGUUCUUUGGGGUUCCUCAAUGGGUUGUUUUCUAAUUGCUCCCCAGAACGGAUACAUACUGGUGUCAGACCACAUGUCUGUGACUACCCUGGCUGCGAUAAACAGUUCAUUCAGCGGUCAGCAUUGACUGUACAUGCUCGUGUCCAUACUGGAGAGAAGCCUCACAUGUGUGACACUUGCGGAAAGGUAGUUUUGGCCCUUAUCUUCUCAAUCUUGCUUUGUUUACUGAUUUCCCGUGCUCCAAACAGCCAUUCAGUGACUCAAGCUCGCUGGCUAGGCAUCGCAGGAUACACUCGGGGAAACGCCCAUACAAGUGCCCUUAUGCAGACUGUCAGAAGACGUUUACUAGGUAACAACCCCCGCAAUUGUGGGCAUUCGGGAAAUAUCUAAUUCUUUGGCAGACGAACUACACUUACCCGUCAUCAAAACCACCACACUGGGACUAUCAGUGAGGCGGCGGCAGCUACAGCAGCAGCGCUGGCUGCCAGACCUACCCUACCAAAGCCUGGGAGGCCACCAAGGUCGCCUAAUGCACGUCCUUUGGGGCGUCCCCCAAAUGAUUCAAACCCGAGCUCGGCACAUUCAACACCCUCGCCCGGUGAAAGACAUGCUUCUCUAUCGCCAUCAACUGAACUCCCUCCGCUAUUCCCGGCCCACCGCCAAGGCGGAGAUUAUCAUUAUCGACAGGGCAAUAUCACUUCCCAUCCCUCUGCUAUGAUGAAUGAGUUGCAGCCUCUGACACCCCGUCCUACGCCUACGACAACCCCGACAAUUUCCGCCGGGAUGGUUCCUGCGGGGCCUCGUCAACCUCCUACCUCGAACCCAACUUUUCUGUCAUCAUUGCCACCAAUUCUUGAACCUCCACCAAAGCCUGACGCGCAGCGUCAAGGUAGUCCACAUCUCUCUGGAAGCCCUCACAUGUCUGCUGCUGGGAGUCCACAUAUGUCUCAUCCUAGCCCUCACUUUUCUCCUGGAUAUCGCUCACCCUCGUAUCCCUCGGCCCUUUCCGAAGAACCAGUAUUUUUCCCACCUCCCUCUUUCCAAUCCCCAGUGUUAGGCUCGCACUAUAAUAGUGAUCAUCAUCUCCGAAGACCUCACUCCAGUGACAGUCUGAGCUCUUUUGAGCAAAGAGAUGCGAGACUGCCUGGCGUGUACCAAUAAUCUCCCUAAAUUCUUGGCGUGAUUGGGAGAAGGCUUCGGGAUAAUUAUGUCCGCGAGACUAUAUCUGGCGAUAUUGAGGAUAAUUAUACCCAGCUUUUUGGCUCGGGCGUAAGGGGAAGGGUGUAUUUUUUUCUUAAUGUUUCCCUCGUUUCCUACUCUCCGGUCGCAUAUUCUUUGUUUUCUUGCUUUAUUAUCUGGCGUGGUGCGUUUCAUUUUUGCUAUAGAGGUGGUUGGGUUACCUGACGCCCACGUCUUCGGCGUGGUUGAAAUCCGGUUUAAAGCCUUCUCUUGAGAUUGGUGUCUGACAUGGCCCGGUUUGCAGGUGCUGGUAGUUUUGGUAUUAUGCGGUUCCAACUUCUGUGUUCUUAUGCCCCAUUUUCUACUCGUGAAGUGCCGAUGUGGGGCUUCACACAGUGCCAUUACCUCCUUUGUAAUAUUGAGAAGCAAAGGGCGGCCAUGCGAAGAGUCUCCUCCCGCUUGAUAGGAAUCGUGGUCGGAACAAACUCCGCGACAGCGGAUGUUGGGGAAUUGGUGCCCCUCGGGUCUUCGAUCAGCCGUUCUACUCCGUUGGCCGAAACUUUCUUUGUGCAUCUUUUCUUACUUAUGUUAGAUUUUAUCACCCUUUUCCCUGGUGAAUUCCCUUUUCCUCUCGCAUCCAAUUCUGCGACAUGGGAAUCGCCUUUAAUUAUCUUUUUCCUUCCUGAUCUUCCCACUCCCCCUUCUCUUUCUCCUUAUAUUCGGUUUUCAUUUCUUCGUCUUGGAUAUAGAAGGUUGCGGUGACGAAGGUUUAUGACCUCAUGAUGGCUUGCUUGCGAGGUUGGAUUCCCUAGCAAACUAAGGGCCCCCAAUUCUAUGUUUUUAGUGUUUCUCCUUCCAUUUUCUUUCCAUAACAUGUGUGAUGUUCCUAUUUUCCCUCUGCUUCCUUGCGCCUCCUCAUCUACCAUUGUUGCUACUUUUUCUUGCAGUUUGGUGUCCGUUUGUGUGUGUUUGCUUUCCCGCAUUCUUAAAGGUCCGGUAGUCGGGGUGUUUUUUGAUACAAAAAGAGUUCUAGCUGUUUGAAUUAAAUAGAAGUGGCAGGUCGCGGUCGAUUGGGUUGUUCUAGUGAAAUGCUGUGUCGUGGUGCUGUCUUUGGUGGGUUGGUUUGUGUAGGUUUCUGAAGGUCUGUCCGGCGGUUGUAGAUCUUGGGUAUAAGUAGUGUUGUCCACACUCACCCGUGCGCUCACCUCAACCCUCCCACCUCCGUGAGGCCUCGUGACGACCUGUCCCUCCAUCCAUCCAACUGUUCACUCUGCAGCAAGGGGUAGGCCAUAAGGUGCGGAGCGACCUAAGGUGAGAUAUGUGGGGAAAAGGGAGAAAUCAAAAAGGGAUCAAUUAUACUUGAGUACUUAACAAUUGUGCUAGUUUGCGCCUGUCAGUCAGCGGGGUAUUAUCUAUUGGUAGGUGGUGUUGCGAGAGGGAAAUGUUCGCUCGGGAGGAAACCCUCUUUUUUUUCCUUCCAAAGUUUGCUUUUUAUAUUAUUCCCGCCUCCCCCCCCCUCCCAGCAAACAAACAAACAAACUCACAAAAUACCCGGUAGGCCAGC